CUUCUCAUCAUCUACCAUCUCGACGUCGACGACGGGCGCCGCAACGGUCUUUUGACCGCAUCGCCAUAAGCAGCGCCUUUAUCAUCUCAGCUUCUCAUUCCCGUCGAGCCAGAUCACACCACUGGCACUGGUCUCACCCUGAGCGCAAACCGCUGAGGCAACUCAGUCGCGCGUCUUUGUCCCGAGUAAACAAACCCUCGACCUUUUCUUCCUCGUCCUCCUUUCGAACAUCAUCGCCACUCUCACAUGACCAAUCGCGAUUGAAGUCACUGGCAAUAUCAUGCCAGUCUCCUCUCGGGCGGCCUCCCCCCACGCUCACUCGGGGGGAUACGCAGCAGCGUCUUCCUCCUUCUCCUCUUCUUCUUCAUCGUCCUCCUUAUCCUUUCCAUCCCUCUCGGCCAUGUUCCCAAGCACGUCUCGCCUCUUCACCUCCGAUGCCAUUCCGUCAGUCGCAGAGCUACAAGAGCUCACAAAGGGGCUAAGGAGCUACGGGAUUGAAUUGGAAGAGAGAGCCAAAAGGCUAGACAGGCAGGCGGAGAAGGUUGCCGCUGAGGCAGCGGCUGCAACGAGCGCUAAGAGCAGGGAUGUCUCGGCCGUAGAUCCUGCGACGCCGACGCGAGCCUCAAGAAGGAAGUCGUCAACGUCAAGGCCUGCAGCUGGCGUCAACAACUUCAAUACGAGUCCCACGGGCGCAGCACCGUCUGUUUCCACUGGGACCAAAGCUAGGCCGAGAGUGCAGGAUACAGACUACGCCGAGACCUCGGAUGUGGUGAUGACCGAUGCAGCACAAGAUGCGUCGAGAUCGCGAGCUUCGCCGGCUGCUGCUACUUCUCCAUCUUCACAACAACCCGGUCGACCCAAGAUCAAGAUCAAGCGAGAGUCGAGUGUCGCUAGCCCCGGAGCGUCAAGUCCUGCUGCCUUGCCAUUUGGCAGCUCUGCGCGCGAUAGCAUCGAUCCGCUCGACGCCGGUGAUGAGGCUCCACCGAGCAAGCCUGGACGUACGUACUCGAAGGGUAAGAGGAAGCGCACGGCUGAAGGAGUCCGAGAUGGGUCGAUGGCUAUCUCAGAUUAUACCGAUAGCGACGACGAGGAGGACGCUGAAGGAGGCUUGCAAAGCUCAAAGGCAGACUCACAGGCUCGAGCAAGUCAGCAGCCGAAUGAUGGCGUCAGCGACAGCAGUGCCGCACCCGCAUCGCGAGCUCGUCCUCUCGGAAUCCGUCUCAAGAUGCGGCCCACGGCCGCGCCUAGCGGAAUCGCUGCACUGGCAGAAGCACACAAGCCCACCGGCAUACAUCCGGACGGAGCACGCCCCAGCGUAGUCGGCGGGGGCUCAUCAGCCCUCUGGGCCCUCCCUGAGGAGACUCCGGAUAACAUCAUCCCCCCUGCACCUCUCGCUCGACCGCCCAAGCCAUACCCUACAGAACCAGCCGAGGUGGACGAGGACUUCACCGCCAUGGAUUGGAAAGAGCGAGAAAGGCAGCGCGAUAGAGAGGAGGCACUUAUGCAGGCGCAUUCUGCGUCUGCGAGCCCAGCACCUGGACAAGGCGUCUCGCAGUCUCAAAGGGACGCGGCGCUUGGUCCCUCUGCAUCGGCCUUGGCUAGUGCAGCGGCAAAUAGGGUGCGCAGCCAGAAUCAGCAGCAGGUCUCUUAUCAGGCUUUUCAAACGUACAUCGAGGGGUGGUUCAGGACGCUCACCGAGGAGGAUGUCGCCUGGCUGGGCCGCCCAGAACGCGAGGCCGAGGCGUUCCAGAUGCCCGCGGUGGGCAGGCACUAUAAGGAGGUGUGGGAAGAGGAGGACGCAAAUGGGGGCCCGCUGCUCUUCAAGUCAUCCGCUGCUGCAGCGUUAGCCGCGGCUACGAAUGGAGCUGCGAUGGGAGCCUCAGCCUCGACGUCCAACACAACGCCAGCAUUUGAUCCAAGGAUGCUCAACGAUGAGCAUGCCUUCGGGCUCGCACUGGAUGAUGCGAGGGGUGGGCCAUUGACUGAGCGGGUGCUGUCGAUGAUCUUGCCUGCUCCUUCGGGCGCGUCGUCGUCUUCCUACUCAGCCACCGCUCAAGGCACUGGCAGCAACAACGAGGUCAAUGGCAAGCCGCGCCAGACGAAUGGCCUUACCAUGAACGGUCUUCCUUCCCUCCCCAAGACGCUGCAAGACAUGGCUCAAUACGAAGCUCGCCUUCGGAAGGAGCUGCGGUUCCUCGAUAUCCUCGGGGACGAAGAAUCUCCCUCAGACCCCUCGUCUACCACUUCGCCCUCCGACCCUUCCGCCUCUUCAGGCAUCGACUUCUCACAACGCCAGGACGAUGAGAUUUCCCACACUCUCCGCAAAGUCCAGACCCUCCUCGCUAAGCAGGUCAAUAUCAACGAAGCUCGCAAAGCCCGGCUGAGAGAUAUUGCAAUGGACCGACUGGCGUACCAGGACUAUGCAGGCUGCUUGGGCAAUGUGGAGAAGUUGGUCGAGAAUGGGUGGUUGAAGAGACAGGCGUUGCUCAAAAAGUUGACGAGUAAGAAGAAGGGCAAGGCAAGUGCGAGUGCCAGCGCUAGCACAGCAACGGCUGGGGUGGGGAAGGCAAGCAACGGUGACGGCUCAGCUGCGGCUUCCUCAUCAUCAGCAUCCGGCCCCUCCUCCCUUCUGGCCGAGUCUGCCCUACCCGGCACCCCAUCCGCAGCGGGGACAGGCCCUGCACCCUCUCCCGCUCCCGACUCUCUGUUCACCAAUCGUCUGGCUGUCCCGCCCCUUGCAGAGUCCCUCGUCACAGCGAUGCGUAAGCGUCGCGAGCUGCAGGAGGCCUUUGAGCCCAUGUUUCGGGAGAUGCCGCAUGCUAAGCGCACGCCAAGGGAGAGUGUGUAUGGGGAUUUGGACUUGGAGAAGAUGUAGGGGC
Messenger RNA from Jaminaea rosea, 2879 nucleotides. RefSeq lists its product as hypothetical. The transcript has a single exon. Gene Ontology annotation, cellular component: SAGA complex. Bases 281 to 2875 code for a protein of 864 amino acids. Gene Ontology annotation, biological process: regulation of transcription by RNA polymerase II. NCBI's taxonomy places the organism in Eukaryota, Fungi, Basidiomycota, Exobasidiomycetes, Microstromatales. The record is from RefSeq and is a predicted model, not a curated record. Gene Ontology annotation, molecular function: transcription coactivator activity.